Quercus lobata is the source of this 2071-nucleotide messenger RNA. RefSeq names its product multicopper oxidase LPR2-like. The record is from RefSeq and is a predicted model, not a curated record. Lineage: Eukaryota; Viridiplantae; Streptophyta; Magnoliopsida; Fagales; Fagaceae. The transcript is spliced from 4 exons. Gene Ontology annotation, molecular function: copper ion binding; oxidoreductase activity. Gene Ontology annotation, biological process: cellular response to phosphate starvation. Bases 87 to 1823 code for a protein of 578 amino acids.
CACUCGCUCGCUCCUCCAUCAAAUACCACACACUCUUGUUCUAAAAUUAAAAAAAGAAAAAGAAAAACCACACACUCUCUCUCUUCAUGCGAAAUAGAGAGAUGGUCACUAAGGAGAAGAUUUUGCUGUUUUCUCUGGCUGUUUUAGGACAGCUGACCGUUUCAUUUGCAGUCAAAGAAGACAGACUUUUGAAUCCAGCCAAGUUGAAAAUGUUUGUGGAUGAGCUUCCAGACAUGCCCAAAAUCCAUGGCUUUGAUAUGGUUUCUGGGGUUCCCAAAUCCAAGUCACUCAAGAUUGGCAUGUUCAAGAAGAAGUGGAAAUUCCACAAAGAUCUUCCACCAACACCGGUGUUUGCCUAUGGUACAUCCAAGCACACGGCAACAGUUCCUGGUCCAACAAUCGAGGCCCUUCAUGGAGUUGACACUUAUGUGACGUGGCGAAAUCACCUCCCUAAAAAGCACAUACUGCCUUGGGACCCCACGAUCCCCACUGCCAUGCCAGAGAAGGGCAUUCCUACGGUGGUUCACCUUCACGGUGGAAUCGAUGAACCCGAGAGUGAUGGGAACUCAAAUGCAUGGUUCACUGCUAAAUUUAAAUCAAGAGGGCCCAUGUGGACGAAGAAAAAAUAUCAUUAUCACAAUAAUCAGCACCCGGGAAAUUUAUGGUACCAUGAUCAUGCCAUGGGAUUAACUAGAGUCAAUCUUCUAGCUGGCUUAAUUGGGGCCUACAUAAUUCGUCAACCUAAUGUUGAGGCCCCACUUGGACUCCCAUAUGGCAGUGAGUUUGAUCGACCGUUGCUUGUAUUUGAUCGUGGCUUUCAUACUGAUGGUUCCAUAUACAUGAAUUCCACUGGAAAUAAUCCCUCCAUUCACCCCCAAUGGCAACCUGAAUAUUUUGGUGACGCUAUCAUAGUAAAUGGCAAAGCUUGGCCACGUAUGACGGUACGACGCCGUAAGUAUAGAUUUCGUAUUAUCAAUGCAAGCAAUGCUAGAUUUUUUAGGUUCUUUUUUACCAACGGCUUGAGAUUCAUCCUCGUGGGAUCUGAUUCUGCUUAUCUUAAUAAACCCGUGGUGACCAAUGAUAUUUUAUUGGCUCCCUCUGAGAUUGCUGACGUGGUUGUUGACUUUUCAAAGUCAAAGAAUGAAACUGUAAUUCUAGCCAAUGAUGCACCCUAUCCUUACCCAUCUGGUGACCCAGUCAACGAAGCUAAUAGCAAGGUUUUGAAGUUUAUCAUCAAUGGGCACCACGAGCUUGACACGUGGCGAGUACCCAAGAAGUUGAUGAAAUACCCAAGUCCUGAUCUAUCUAGUGUGUCGCACACACGAUACAUUGCUAUGUACGAGUACACAAGUGACAUUGAUGAGCCAACUCAUCUAUAUUUGAAUGGGAAACCUUAUGAGGCCCCAGUGAGUGAGACACCUAAAGUGGGGGCCACAGAGAUUUGGAAUAUAAUCAAUCUAACGGAGGAUAAUCAUCCUUUGCAUAUUCAUCUAGGGUUGUUUAAGACGUUGGAUCAAACGGCGUUGGUGAAAGAGGAAGAGUUCAAAAAUUGCAUGACGAAAAUCAACGAUGCGAUCAAGUGCCAAAUAAGCAAGCAUGCACGUGGCAAAAAGAUAGAGGUGCCGGCCUAUGAGAAGGGGUGGAAGAACGUGUACAAGAUGAAAAACGGAACUGUGACAAAGAUUCUAGUGAGGUUUUCUUACAUACACUCAAAUGAAUCAUAUGCUUUUGAUGCAACUUCAGAGCCUGGCUACGUAUAUCAUUGCCAUAUCUUGGAUCAUGAAGACAAUGCGAUGAUGAGGCCCUUGAAAUUCUUCAAAUAAACUUGCAGAACUUGGGUUAUGAAGACAAUGAUUAUAAUUCACGGCUGUGAAGUGUGAAUAAUCAAUGUAUAACUAAUCCCGUUUCAUGGUUGUGACGCUUGAGAAGAUUAGAAAAAAAAAUAGGGGUUCAUAAUUGGUUUUGCUCGGGAAUUAUUUGUAUAUGCAUAAUCUUUUUAUGAAAGGGAAUUAUUUGUAUUGAUUACCAAACAUUUUUAGGAAAUAGAAGAUAGUGAAGCUUAAAUUGGGAA